UGAAAUUACAAUGGUUAUAAAUAAUAACAUUUCAUACUUCAUUGUUUGAAAGGUAAUAGAGAAAGCAUUAUAAGGUGAACGCAUCUGGAAUAUAAGUAUUAUAAUCUAAGUCAAUCACCAUCAAUUUAUAUACUAUCAAACUAUGAAAGAAGAAAAAAAGGGGGGGUGAGAGAAGACAGAAAACAGAAAAAUCUAAUCAACGGUAUCAACAUGGCAACUCAAGAUGGUCAAAGUUCAUCAAUUUGGAAAAUUGCUUAGUGAGGUGAGCCCACUAGUGUGUAUGACUGAUCAGUGUAAUGAAAGUAAUAUGGUUACCAGGGGAGUGAGAGAUUAACCACACUCUCUUUCUGCAUGCAUCGUAAUAGAUUCGCUGUCCUUUGUAUGUUUCAUAUUUUGAAGGAUUUAGAAAUCUCGACAAAAUGACCCGUAUCCACAAGGUGCCUGGUAAUUGCACUUUGUUGACACUGUUUUUUAGAUUUUUCUGUCUUCUCUCACCCCCCCCUUUUUUCCUUCUUUCAUAGUUUGAUAGCAUAUAAAUUGAUGGUGACUUAGAUUAUAAUACUUAUAUUCCAGAUGGGUUCACCUUAUAAUGUUUUCUCUAUUACCUUUCAAACAAUGAAGUAUGAAAUGUUAUUAUUUAUAAUCAUUGUAAUUUCAGGUAGUUUGCAGCUGAUGAGAACCUGUGAAAUAGAAUGAUAUCAUUUUAUACACUACAAAUCACGUCUUUCUUUCUCUAUCAAAACUUAUCAAGGGAACCAAAUGAAUGAAAUAAGUCAACUAUACUAGAAGUAAAGUAUAUUAUGAAAUAUGUAUAAAGUGUAUUAAUAAGGUUGAAGCAAUCGAUUAGUUGAUCAGGUAGUUGCUUUACAUGUUUAAGUAAGUUGAUAUUGAUAUAGUCCAUUUGGUUUUUAUGUACGCUAUUUCAAUUUUUACACUUUUUGAUCUUAGUUUUGUGUAUGAGAUCUCUCGUUUCAAGUCAUAUGAUCAAUGUGUUUCAUACUUUCAUCUAAUCUGUAGUGUUAUUAUGAUAAUCUGUUUUUCUACUAAACUGUAAAAUAGAAAACGGAAGUUAAAUGAAAUGAAUAGUCUUCAGUACUAUGUAUCUAUAGUCCUCUGUUUUCAUUCAAUUCAUUGAUCUAUUGAUUGAUCGAUUAUAUAACUGACUAGAAAAUUGAUUAACUCGUGUACUUUUAUUAAGUGAACAACGUGGUAAACCGUAUUUUUAAUUUAAAUAAGAACAUAUUUUCGUUUGCAUUUUGUUUACCUUGACUAUUUGGUUCACUGAACUAAGCGGUCGAUUUUUUACUUCCACUACACUUUCUUCAACUCUAGCAACUGUGUCAUCAAAAACCCUAACUAGGCAUGUAAAUGUUUGUGCUACAGCAGUGGAUUUUCGCUGUGGAAAUAUAUAUGACCUGGUAAUUGCAUAAUGCUGGAGAAAUGAAGACAGCUGGCUACUCCAUCGAAAACACUGUUAAGUUUUGAAAUUCGAACAUAUCUCCAAAAUUCAACAGUAAUAUGGCAAACUCUAAAGCAACCAGGUACUUAUCUAUGUCUCAGGAUUUAACUAUCUUAUCACCACUUCAUCUCAGGUUUUGGAUUGUAUGCACAGUGUCCAAAUUAGGGAAUGAAAUACCCUCACACGGCCGAGGAGCAGUUGUCAAAGUAUCACAAGCGUAAAUUUGUGAUGUAUAGUGGUGAGGAACACUAAUAUAAAACCGAAUAAGUUAUCGAGUUUUAUCGUUUGCCUAUUUUAGUUAUUCUGUUAAUUUGAGCUGAAAUAAAUGGCACCACUUUCAGUAGUUAAUUUCAGGCGGUACUUAGAUUGACUUAGUCAAGUCUGGUCUUAUAUGCACUGUUUCUUUGCCGCCUUUCAGCCAAUACUCCAGUAUGCGUUUUAUAACUCCUGAAAUAGCUUGGCAUGAAACACUACCAAUUUACUCAUGUGAUCUACAGAAUCGUGGGAAUAUAUUAGAUAAUAAUCAUAACAAUAUCAAUAGCGGUUGCAAUGAUUCCAAAUCUAGCCGAAUCCCUUUGGCGGAAAUCAAUUUGAAAAGUGUUAAAGAUUUCGAUCCUGAUUCAAAUUGGACACGAUUGGCUACAGCUGGUGCAGAUAAUUUUGUUCGUUUAUGGCGUGUACAGCUAAACUGGUUGGGCACAACUGCAACAAGAACAAAACAAACAGAAUCUCAGUGUAACGUUGGUAUGGUGACAACUACACUGCAGAAAUCAGAAAAUGAGAAAUUGAAACAAUUAGUGCAUUUGGCUUCCUUAAAACGUCACGAAAAACCUGUAAAUGUUGUUCGUUGGUCACCCUCAGGUGAUUACCUUGCGUCUGCUGGAGACGAUCUAUUCAUAAUCAUAUGGUUGAAUCAAACAGUUAAUAACGGGGUAGCUUCUUUGGUGGAUAGCUCAACUAGUGUGAAAGAUGAAGAUGAUUAUGAUGCAUUAAAUGCUGAGGUUUGGAUUCCUUGUCGAAGUCUGAGACGCCAUUUGGAAGAUAUCUACGAUAUUUGUUGGUCGCCUGAUGAACGUGCACUUAUUUCUGGGUCUGUUGACCACUCAAUUAUUGUUUGGCAACUUGACUUAGCUCCUUCGUCAUCUUCUGCAACGGCAGUAGAAGACGUGGGUAAUGUUGGUGAUACAGCUUUGGAUAACGUAAACCCCACUCGACCGGAGAAUACAACAGUGUCAAGUGCAACGAAUAUACACUCCGGAAUUAAAGCUUUGAUUUUGCGUGAUCACAAACAUUAUGUGCAAGGUGUUACAUGGGAUCCCCUAGGUUUUUAUGUUGCCAGUCUGAGUAGCGAUCGAGCUUGUCGAAUAUAUCGAGCAGGAACCAAAAAUUGUUUAGCUCAUGUAUCAAAGGCAGGGAAACAACGUUUGUUUCAGGAUGAUUCCUGGAAGUCAUUUUUUCGACGAUUAACUUUUAGUCCAGAUGGUUUAUUUCUUGUUUGCCCGUCGGGAAACCUUGAGGAGGCUCAAUUCGCAGAAAUGCAGACGUCAAACAUACCUCUUACAAAUAAUGGUGCUCAGCAUUCCGACAACGUGUUGGCAGCUAUUCCACCGGUUGCUCCGCAACAUGCAGCGCAUAUUUUUGUACGUUCUAACUUCACCCGACCGGUAGUCAGUUUGCCCACAGGCUCUAAACCAGUGGUUGCGGUUCGCUUUUGUCCUCAACCUUUUCAAUUAAGACAAACUAAUUUCCUAAACCAGAACACUACAAAUCAAUGUACGAAACUGUUCAAUCUGGAUUAUCGAUGGCUUUUUUGUUUAGUGUUGGAGGAUAGUGUACUUUUUUAUGACACCCAACAAAGUGUACCAUUUGCGCAGGUUUCUCAAUUGCAUUACCAGGCUUUAAAUGAUGCAACAUGGUCAAAAGAUGGACAUUUAGUUGUGGUCUGUUCUACUGAUGGUUAUUGUUCCCUUAUUCACUUUGCUCAUGGCGAACUUGGUGCGCACUAUCGAGGUGUAUUCGGUGCAUCUAGUCCACAACCUUCUCCAAUGGGGACUGCUAUUGUUGGCGAAAUGGAUAAAUAUCACUCUAACACUGUGGAAAUGGAGCUUGUGAAACCAGAUUGUACACUGAACGAAACUCCUAGUACUGAAAAUGAUUCAUCUAAAGUUGACUCCCCAUCCGUAGAUAUGUGUGACUUAAAUAAAUCUACGAAUGACCAGAAGAUAACAGAUAUGAGAUCGGACAAAAGUACUACGAAUGUCGAUAACCCUGUGCUCCCACCUAAGCCGCAGAAACGACGUGUACAACUAACCACUUUAUUGUCGUUCGUGGAGACGGAUAACAGUAGCAAUAAAACAAAAGUCUCAACGCUUCAACGAAGUGAAUCUAACUCUUAUUCGUUAAUGAGUGUAGAAAGCACAUCUCAGGAAUGUCAAGAAAACAAAGUCAUUUAAAUCGUGAUUUCGUCUUCUUAUGAACCGGGAGUGUGUGUGUGAAUUUAUCAGAAGUGCAUUUUUCUCAUGUUGGGAUAUUCUGCAUUUAUUUGAUAGGCAUGCCUAGAACUUAUUUUUGUAUCAUGUACCCUGGAUUCUAGUAUUUUGUUUACAUAUGUCACUGGUUUUCUAGGUAAUAAAUUUUCACCUUAUAA
This is a messenger RNA of Trichobilharzia regenti, 4106 nucleotides long. Lineage: Eukaryota; Metazoa; Platyhelminthes; Trematoda; Strigeidida; Schistosomatidae. The record is from the annotation of a GenBank genome assembly.